AUCAUAAAGCUUCAAAUACGUGUAGCCGCUGGUAGACACCCGCUAGUUGGCUAACGGCGUCGACCGAAACCGAAAGAAGAGUAGCGUCUUUGUGGACCGGGUUACUUCACCUGGCGCACGCACUUAUUCAGCCAUAACUGGGGAUACACAUAAUAAAAUAUAAGACGUUGAAACUACGCCGGAAAGUGAGGCUUUAUCGAGGGAGAGUAGUAACGUCCGUUUAAGCUGGAUACGAUCGAGGGCUAACUUAGCUUUGUUAGCAACUCUGCGCAUACGUAGUUUUAGCUCGCCAGCCAGCUAACUACGCUAGCUCGAGAAGAAAGGCCGUCGAGUUGACCCAGCGUCAAAUCGUUUAGAACAUAUAGCGAAUCAUCCUGGCAUAUCACGGUUGCCCCUCACUGCUUGGAUCGGAAAGCCUUCAAAUUAAAAAGAACAACAUCGAGAGAGGAUGGCUCUGAAAAGGAUCAACAAGGAGCUUAACGACCUGGCUCGUGACCCUCCAGCACAGUGCUCAGCUGGCCCAGUGGGUGAUGACAUGUUUCACUGGCAAGCCACAAUCAUGGGACCUAACGACAGUCCAUAUCAGGGAGGUGUUUUCUUCUUGACAAUUCAUUUUCCAACAGACUACCCAUUCAAACCACCCAAGGUUGCAUUUACAACAAGAAUUUACCACCCAAAUAUUAACAGUAAUGGCAGUAUCUGUCUGGAUAUUCUCAGAUCACAGUGGUCUCCUGCACUUACUAUUUCUAAAGUUCUUCUCUCCAUUUGCUCACUCCUAUGUGACCCAAACCCCGAUGACCCACUAGUGCCAGAGAUCGCACGAAUCUACAAAACAGAUAGUCAGAAAUACACCAAAACGGCGAAAGAAUGGACAAACAAAUACGCAAUGUGAUGGCAUCGUUUGGGAAAACUGGUGGAAAAUGUCAUAGCUGGUUAAAAAAAAAUCCGGGAUUCUUUUUUUUUUUUUUUUCCUUCACUUUUCUUUUGUUUUUGUUUUUUUGGUUAAUCAUAGCAUUUUUACCCCCCUCCUUUUUCCACCUGCGUGCUCAUAAGAAGAUAGUGUUUUCGCUCUAGGACAUGUGCCAGUUUCUGUGAAGUUUCUACUCCCAUUUUGUUUGGAGCUAAAAAAAACAAACAAAAAAAACACUGCUUGAGCAUGCACCAGUUAAGAGUUUUUUUACCCAAAAUUGGUGAAGUUACUCUACACACACUUAGUAGAAUCUGAUGCGACUGGUGUCCUGACACUGAACACUUUAUCAACCCCAUGAUGAUCCAGUUGGUCCAACUGGAUGGAUCCUGUGUGGUUGAUUAAUUAACUGGAUUUUUCAGAGCACUUGUAGAGGAGCCUGUCUUUUGCCAAACAUCUGAAUUCGGAUUUUUAAAGUUUAAAAUUUGGGGGGGGGGUGUUAUCUGAAAGAUUUGGGAAACUGGUUAGUGGCUCCUGUAUCUCCUGGACUGGUGUGAUGUCUUCUGAUCAUUAGUAUAGUAAUCUAUUACCUGAGGAAAGACUUGUAUCUUAUUCCACUAUCAAAGUGUGUGUACAGAGAAGCACAGCAGUAUAUAUCAACGUUAAGGAAACAAAAUAUAAGAACUUCAAUGUUGUAUUUUAUGCAUGUUAAUAAAGGUAGGCUAUUAUAUCUGGUAUGUUUCUACAAAUUAAGUGGCUUGUAAGGCUGGAAGUUGGAGGAAAAAAAAAAAAAAAAAUUGAUCCCCUCAAAGGCUUUCUACUUUUUUUUUUUUUUUUUCUUUUUUUUUUUUUUGUUAUUUAGAAGCCAGUAGAUGAGCUGUUAGUUUUAUGCCCACUCAAACACUGUCUUCUUGUAGCCCUAAAAUAUUGAUACAAAGCUAAUGGUUGAUAAUCAACUUGUGGCUCUGUUUCUUUUUACUUUUCCCUUCAAUAAAGUUACUUAAACCAUAAA
Molecule: messenger RNA, 1919 nt
Organism: Micropterus dolomieu (smallmouth bass)
Lineage: Eukaryota; Metazoa; Chordata; Actinopteri; Centrarchiformes; Centrarchidae
Product: ubiquitin-conjugating enzyme E2 D2-like
Exons: 7
Coding region: 449-892 (147 amino acids)
Biological process (GO): ubiquitin-dependent protein catabolic process; protein polyubiquitination
Cellular component (GO): nucleus
Molecular function (GO): ubiquitin conjugating enzyme activity
Source: RefSeq, a predicted model, not a curated record